This is a messenger RNA of Effrenium voratum, 5660 nucleotides long. Lineage: Eukaryota; Dinophyceae; Suessiales; Symbiodiniaceae. The record is from the annotation of a GenBank genome assembly.
AGACUCAAGCUGUUCUGGACGGGACGGUUUGCUCGGUCAUGUGCGGGCCGAUGCAGCAGAGGCUGGCAUGACCCAGACCACCCAGUCCUUUGAAGCACGUGGGGAAGUUCGCAUCGCCGACGUGUUGCGAGAUGCCUUGGAGAAGCUGCGGGGAACAGCGCCUCGGAAGCUGAAGGAGCUUCGUGACAAUGUUGAGGCUGACUUGAAGAAAUUGGAGACACUGCCAUCUGGAGCUGGCGUUGAUGCCGGUGACUUCUUCUUGUCGUUCAAGCUGGCGUGUGAAGCUGUCGGUUUGCCCAAAGUGGUGGUCAUUUCUCUGGAGGCAAUCCAGAAGCAAAUUACGCAUGGCUUUCUCACCGGCAAAGGCGCCGAUCCGAUAAAGCCCGAGCCCGGCAGGCAUUUGAUUGACUCAGUGGUGGAAUCUGUUUGCAAUUGCGCAGAGUCUGCGGAUGACACGGUUCAGAUGCACAUGAUCAGCACUCUGCUGGCGGCCGUGACGUCGCAGGUGUGCGAGGUCCACGGUCAAAGCCUCAUGUUAGCCGUGGACACCUGCAUGAAGCUCUACAGGGACUCGCGCAGUCAGUCCAACCAGCGCAUGGCCCAGACGGCGUUGACCCAAAUGCUGUCAGUCAUCACGCAGAGGAUGGAGCUCAGCUCGGCCGAUUUGUCCAGCCGGGCAGAUGAGGCCUGGAAUGGCUCCCGGCAAGGUGCGGCCACCUCCGAGCAACUCGCCGCGGUGGUCGCGGCGGCUCCGCCUGCCUUUGCAAAUGCAAAUGCGGACCUGGCACAAAUGCCAAAAGGAGAGCUACUGAAUGAGUGGAUGUCUGCAUACCUCACAGCCAAGAUCGACAAGCUGGUUUACAAUGGAAAUGGUGAUGCUCCUCAGGGCGAGGUGGCUCCCGGCAAGUUCGGCUGGUGUGUGGUGUGCCGUGCUCCGGCCAACCACUACUGCGUGGACACCCGCGAUACGGUUUGUGGACAUGCAUGCAAGUACCGCAAUUUGGAGCGGCUUUCGCUGGUGGAGAAGCACUACGGAAGAAGAGAGGCCGCCUCCAGCUGCUCUCCGGUUUCUGCUCCACUACCAUCGCAGUCUUCCAGGGAAACUGCCAGUCAGAAGGACGAGGCACCCAUUGCAGAUGUUGCGGAUACCAAGUCGCUCAACAUCUACCAUCAGGAUGCCAUCAUCAUUUUGACAUACCUCAUCAACAGCAGCGCCAAGGAAGCGCCGCAGAGUCAAGCAGAUUCAAGAAACAUCAGGCUCAAGAGAAUCGCCCUCGAGCUGAUUCUGGGCGUGCUUUCCAACUCUGGGCCUGUUUUCAGGUCUUCCAGACAUUUUGUGGACAUGCUCAAGAAGCUAGUUGGCGACUCGUUGAUCAAGAACAGCGUUUCACCUAUUCCGAAGAUCUUUGGCCUCUCCUUGCAAAUCUUUGUGUCGCUCAUUACCAACUUCAAGGAACAUUUGAGGGACGAAAUUGGCGUCUUCAUUGAGCAAAUUUUUCUGCGCAUUCUCGAGAGCGGCAACUCUGACUUCUUGCACAAGAGCAGGGUUCUCCAGAUCUUCUACAAACUCUGCACAGAUGCGACAACGCCUCUUGAGCUCUUCUUGAACUAUGACUGUGAUGUCGAUGAGAAGAACAUCUUCGAGCGCACUAUCGACUGUCUGUCAAAGAUAGCUCAAGGCAAGUACACAGCUGUCGAGCAUGCAAACCUGAUUCAGCCGCAUCAGGAGCAGGAGCUGAAGCAAUUGGCCUUGCAGUCCCUGGUCACACUGAUGGGCUCCAUCGUGGAUUGGGCUCGAAGAAUGACGGAGGACCAAAAGCCUGUAAGCAUCCUGGGCCAAGCUGAGGAGAGUCGCGAUGGCGCUGAGAGCGACGAGGAUGACGCGAGUGAUGCCGCCGUGUCCAUGGCGACAAGUGACAAAACAAUUCCUGUCAGUGUGGCAUCGAGCAGCUUCAAAGAGCAAAAGCAGCGGAAAGUGGAGCUGCAAAUUGGGAUCAACAAGUUCAACAUGAAGCCCAAGCGGGGUAUUGAAUACCUGAAGCAAAAUGGAUUUUUGAAUGAAGAUCCUGCUUCGCUUGCCACUCUGUUCAAGAACACGGAGCUUGGCUUGGACAAGACUGCCAUCGGGGAUUACUUGGGGGAGGACAAGCCUUUCAACAAGAACACGCUGCAUGCUCUGGCAGACAGUCUUGAGUUCAGGGAGCAGUCCCUGGAUGGGGCCUUGAGACACUUCCUCUCCUACUUCCGACUUCCCGGAGAGGCGCAGAAGAUUGACAGAAUGAUGGAGAAGUUUGCGGAGAAGUACUGCAAUGACAAUCCUGAACGCUUUGCCAAUGCAGACUGCGCAUUCGUUCUUUCCUUUUCGCUCAUCAUGCUUCAGACUGAUUUGCACAAUCCAGGCAUCAAGAAUAAGAUGACAAAGGAUGAGUUUGUGCGGAACAAUCGAGGCAUCAACAACAAUCAGGACUUACCCCGGGAAUACUUGGAAAGUCUGUACGACGGUGUCUCCGCUACCCCGAUAUCUCUUCAAGAGGAUCAGGAGGCCCGAAAUCGGCAGGAGUCACAAGCAGCCCGAGAUUUGAAUCAGAAGUACGAGUUGUUUGUCAAGGAGACAGAAAACAUGGUCCAGAAGACAAAGGCUGCGAUGCAGAUGCGAAGAAAAACCGCCACUUACAUCACGGCUCAAAGUGUGGAGCACGUGCGGCCUCUGUUUGAGGUCGCUUGCUGGCCAUAUUUGGCGACACUAGCUGUGCUACUUGAGAUGCAGGAUUCGCCACAGAGCAUCGAGCUCUGCAUCGAAGGAUUCAAGCACUGCAUCCGGAUUGCUGCCCGCUUUGAUAUGGACACCGAGCGCGAUGCAUUUGUUUCAUCUCUGGCGAAGUUCACCUACUUGACAACAAUCAAGGAGAUGAAGCAAAAGAACAUUGAGUGCAUCAAGGCCCUGCUCUCAAUCGGCCUUUCUGAGGGCAACAAUUUGGGGCCUUCCUGGCUGUAUGUGCUGCACUGCAUUUCCCAGCUGGAACGCCUUCAGCUCAUCGGCACCAGAGGUGCAAGGCAGGACUUCCAGUUCUUCCAGAUGGAGGAGGAUUCACUCUCCCCUGCUUCGGCCAGCAGGUCCAAUGCCAGCAUCGCUGGUCAUCAGGUGGUGAAACGGCGUGCGCACGGCCUGGGGGUGUCUGCGCUAGUGGCCAUCGGACAGGAUGAUCGCCAGGUUGAACUCGUCAACUCGGAGUCUGUGGCCUCUCAAAUCGAUGCGGCCCAGAUUGAGCUUCUUUUCAAUAGGUCUACACAGCUUACGCCACAGGCUGUGGUUCACUUCGUCACGCAGCUGGCAAAGGUCUCCAAAGAAGAGCUUGCCUUGGCAGAUCAGCCUCGAAUCUUCUCCUUGCAAAAGCUGGUGGAGGUGGCUGACUUCAACAUGACCCGCAUGCGCGUGGUCUGGGGACGGAUUUGGCGGGUGCUCAGCAACCACUUUGUGGAGGUAGCUACUCAUCCAAAUGUCCGGGUAUCUCAUUAUGCCAUGGAUUCAUUGAGGCAACUUACCAUGAAGUUUCUUGAGAAGGAUGAGAUGGCUGGCUACAGCUUCCAGGCAGAGUUCCUGAAGCCCUUCGAAACGAUCAUGGUGGGCCCGCCACCGGUGAGCAAGGAGGUGAAGGAUUACCUUGUCCACAUCAUCGCAUACAUGACGGAUGCCAGUUUCAUGAAGAUUCGGUCUGGCUGGAAAGCCGUUCUCCACAUUUGUGCGGCUGCCGCUCAAGAUCCAGCUUUGGGUGAGGGGACUGUGGAAGUUGCCUUCAAGGUCUUAGAGAAGGUGAACUCGGAGAGCUGCUACCACCUCUUUCUGGAGAACUUCACAGACGGAAUCCGAGCGCUGCUAUGCUUUGCUCAGUGCAAGGUGCAUGACAAGCGGUCGAAUGCCAAGGAGGCCAAGCCCGAGAUGUCGGUACAGGCCAUUCAGUACCUGCUGAAGGCAGCGGAUCACAUUGCCGAUCCCCACACGGACUUGCCCGCGGGCACCGCGUUGUCGCAGGAUCCAGCCAUCACGGAUGGCCAUCCAGCAGCCAUUUGGUUUCCGAUUCUGCGUGGACUCUCCAUGCUUGUGGGCGAUCCUCGCAGGGACGUGAGGGCUUUGGCUUUGAAUGGCGUUUUUGAUAUUCUUCGGGAACACGGCAAGCAGGUCUUUGAUGAGGACACGUGGCGCAUGGUCUUCAACGGAGUCAUCAAGCCAUUGUUUGACGAUAUCCACCACCAACUUGCUCCACAGAGUGAGCACAAGGACAGCACGGGCGAGGCGCAAGAUGCUGGGCAUUGGGCCUCGAUGGGGCCUCCAACCUGCUUGGCGGCACUCACGCAGCUUGUGAGGUUGAUCGAGGCGCAUUUGGAUGUGUUGGCCUUUUUGCUGGACGACGUUCUGCGGCUCAUCCGGAACUGCAUCCAGCACGAGUUCGAGGCCGUGGCGCGCAUAGGCGUCGAAGGCUUCAAGCAGCUGCUGAUUUGCACUGGAAAGAAUCUGAAGCCGCAGUCCUGGCAGAAGGUGACUGCAUGCAUCCUAGAGCUCUUCCGGGACAGCAUGCCGACCAAGCUUAUGGAGGUGGAUGCGAAGGCCUCUUCUCACCUGCCUUUCAACAAGGAGGAUGUUGUCAUCCAGUGCGUUGUUCAGCUCUUGCUGAUUGACAUGCUGAUGGAUGCAGUCUCGCAGCACUAUGAGAACAUUCCAGAGAGCGGAAUCAUGACGCUCCUCGACGCGCUGCAGCAGUCGUUUGAAUUUGCUCAGGAGUUCAAUCGGCAGAUUGAGCUACGGCAAGCUCUCAAAAGGCUUGGCUUUAUGAAGGAAGUGAAGCAGCUGCCUGGAUUGCUGAAGCAGGAACGGGACUCACUUCGUUGUUCCUUAUGGAUCCUGUUCCAGGUUCAGUCUGACCCCAGAAUGAACGGCAGCGAAUUUGCAUCAAGAGCUGUGGAUCGUCUUUUGCGACUCUGUAGUACGGUGCUUCAGAAUUAUGUCAAUAAGGAGCGAAUUUUGCAUGACCGGUCAGAAGCGUCCAACGAGUCUGGAGACAGGGAGGCUUCGAUCGUUGAGAUGGAGAGGGAGGUCCACGGUCUUGUGCCCAUCAUCUCGCAGGUGGUGGUCAAAGGCCUGAAGGAUCUCCCGCCGAAGUUGUUCGAGCAGCAUGUUCACGUUCUCUUCCCACUCUUCUGCGAGCUGACAAUGGUCAAUUCUCGCGAGGUCCGUUCGCUGGUGCGAGAGGUGCUGUUAGAGCAGGUGGCCCCUCUCCUGAAACCCAGCCCUUGAACCUACGCACAUCGUGAUCGUGUACAUUACGUGUCCUCGAAGCCGAAGCUUUAGUUUAGUCACAGCUGAAAUUGCCAUUGCCGUCCUUUUGUUUCCCAGCCUUUUUUCUGCUGGACAGAGCCAUAGCUUCGGGCUUUAGCAUUGCUUUCUGCACGACAUGGACGGGGCUCUCGCGGGUGCGUCUUGGACUCCUGGCUUUGCGGCAGUGCAGUCUGCUCAGCCGGUCCGAGUUUCGGUUUUCCAGCCGAUGCGCAGUUGGCAAUUGGCAGCCUGACCCCAGAGCUUGGCAAUGGCCCAAAUUCAGUUGCCACAUAGCGUCAGUGUCUCUGACAGCAAUAGCUGCAGGUGCAAGGUGCAGAUAAGCGUUGCA